AUGAGGAUCGUGGAAAUUGGCGCCAACUUCAUGUCCGUCAUCCUCACGCACCUCCUGCAACUGGGCGUGCAUCCGGACAUGACGUUCUUGCAGCGGCAGGUGGCCAUCACGGAGAACACCAAGAGCGAGCAUGUGGCGUCGCUGCGCGUGAGUCGCUGCCCUGCGCUGCACACGGCGGUGCUCACGACAGACGUGUGCUGCGCUUUCAUGGUGACCAAGUGCUCGGGCGCGAACACGGUGGUAUUUGAGGGCGCGCGCCUCGGUGCCAUGGAAGUCACCUCGUGUAGCGUGAUGCUCAUGCGGGUGACUGCCUUGGAUCGAUUGGGCAGCCUUGUUGUCCGCAACUGCCGCCAGCUGUCAUCCCUGUACUGCACGCGCGACCCGGCAUUGCGGCUCUGCUUGACCAAUCUGCCACAGCUGCGCUUCGCAAGGAUCCCCAUGCUGGCAUUCCGCCUGCUGCCGAGCGCAAAGCCGCGCCUUUUUGCUUCUGCCUCUAGUGGGGGCAAGCGCAUGCGGGAGUUGAGAGUGCUCAAGUGCCCGUCGCUGCCACUGCUGCGGCUGCCGCCAGGCGACGUCUCUUCCAUCAGCACAUGCGCGCUGGAUGUGGUGGUGUCGACUGCCGCUGUGUGCACGCUCGCCGAGUGCUGCGGCCAGCUUGAGCUGCGCGGUACCGCGGCGGCGACAUUUGCGCACGACCCGCAUCCGCUGCCGGCGAUGGCCAAGGUGGUGCUGCUUGGCGUGCACUCUGACGAGCUGACCAGGACUGCUUCUCUGCCACGCGCCGUAAAGCGGUGUGAUGUGGUGAUGAGGCACGGCGGCUUUGACCCAACGGCGCUGCUGUUUGUGGCCGACAUGCCCAUCCGCGGCGACCCGGGCCUCUCGCUUCCCGUCGUGAGCGGACUGGAUUUGCUGCCCCACACAACGCGAGUGGUGGUCAAGGAGUGCCGUGUCAUGGGCGACAUUGCUGCCUCACUCUCAGCCAAAGUGGUGCUUCGCGACUGCAUUGGAACGGCCACCGUGAUGGAGGCGCGCAAAGUGCACGUGUUUGGCCCGCGCAUGCCCACCCUUGAGCUGCACGACGUUGAGCGUGUGGAGAUGAUGGGCGUUGACGAUCUCAGUGUGGCCGAGACGGAAGACGUCGUGUCCAUGAAGCUGGACGACUGCGAGUUUGAGGGCUUUGCCGAGCUGCGUGGCGUGCGUCGGCUGACGCUUUCACGCUGCAUGUUCUACAACGUUCUGUCGCUGCCUUCGUUCAGCUACCUGCGCACCGUGCACUGCGCUGGUCGAGAGUGUGCAGACAACACCUCAGGGGCAUGGCCAUCGGUGUGCUUCCGCAACGAGCGCGCGGCGGUGAUGCGAGAUGCCCUGUCCGACGGUGGGCUGGCGCUCAACGAGGCUGAAGAUGGCGCAUGCCCUCGCUUCAACGUGUUGUUUGUGCGCUUUGAUGGCGUGUGA
This is a messenger RNA of Salpingoeca rosetta, 1455 nucleotides long. RefSeq lists its product as uncharacterized. The coding region runs from base 1 to 1455 and encodes 484 amino acids. The record is from RefSeq and is a predicted model, not a curated record. The transcript has 3 exons. Lineage: Eukaryota; Choanoflagellata; Craspedida; Salpingoecidae.